UGCUUUUCAGGAAAUAAUGAUCAUUUGUUGGCAAUUCAUCAGAAGAAGAGUGGAAAACCAGUAUUCAUCUAUCACCAUUCACAAGACAUUGAGAAAAGCCUGGAUAUAGCUCCACAAAAGAUAUAUAAACAUAAUUUUCAUUCCCCUUCUGAAACUCAAGUAAGCAAACGCCACCAAAUUGUAAAUUCAGCAUUUCCUAGACCUGCGUAUGACCCAUCUCUCAAUCUGCUGGCCAUGGCUGGUCAAGAUCUUGAAGUGGAAAAUCUUCCAAUCCCAGCAGCAAAUGUAAUUGUUGUGACACUGCAAAUGGAUGUAAACAAGCUGAAUAUAACCCUGCUUCGGAUAUUUCGCCAAGGAGUGGCUGCAGCUUUAGGACUCUUACCCCAGCAAGUUCACAUCAAUCGCCUCAUUGAAAAGAAGAACAGUGUUGAACUAUUUGUGUCUCCCAUAAACCGAAAAACAGGAAUUUCUGAUGCUCUGCCAUCUGAGGAAGUGCUGCGUUCACUGAAUAUCAAUGUUUUGCAUCAAAGUUUAUCACAAUUUGGAAUUACAGAAGUCUCUCCUGAGAAAAAUGUUUUACAAGGGCAGCAUGAAGCGGACAAAAUCUGGAGCAAAGAAGGCUUUUAUGCUGUUGUCAUUUUUCUCAGCAUCUUUGUUAUUAUAGUGACGUGUUUGAUGAUUCUUUACAGAUUGAAAGAGAAAUUCCAGCUCUCCUUGAGACAAGAUAAAGAGAAAAACCAGGAGAUCCACCUCUCACCCAUCGGGUUACAGCCAGCACAGUCUGAGGCAAAGACAGUUCACAGCAUGGUCCAACCUGACCAGGCCCCGAAGGUGCUGAAUGUUGUUGUCGACCCUCAGGGCCGAUGUGCUCCUGAGAUCAAAGCUACCCCCUCUUCUUCUGUCUGCCAUUCUCCUUUCAAAAUGAAGCCCAUAGGACUUCAGGAGAGACGAGGGUCCAAUGUAUCUCUCACAUUGGACAUGAGUAGCUUGGGGACUAUUGAACCCUUUGUGGCUAUACCAACCCCACGAGAGAAGGUAGCCAUGGAAUACCUGCAGUCAGCCAGUCGAAUUCUCACAAGGUCACAGUUGAGGGACGUCGUGGCAAGUUCACAUUUACUCCAAAGUGAAUUCAUGGAAAUACCAAUGAACUUUGUGGAUCCCAAAGAAAUUGACAUUCCACGUCAUGGAACUAAAAACCGCUAUAAAACUAUUUUGCCAAAUCCCAUUAGCAGAGUGUGUUUAAGACCGAAAAAUGCAACUGAUUCAUUGAGUACCUACAUUAAUGCCAAUUAUAUUAGGGGCUACAAUGGCAAGGAGAAAGCAUUCAUUGCCACACAGGGUCCCAUGAUUAACACUGUGAAUGACUUCUGGCAGAUGGUUUGGCAGGAAGACAGCCCUGUAAUUGUUAUGAUCACAAAACUCAAAGAAAAAAAUGAGAAAUGUGUACUAUACUGGCCAGAAAAGAGAGGGAUAUAUGGGAAAGUCGAAGUUCUGGUUAUCAGUGUAAAUGAAUGUGAUAAUUACACUGUUCGAAACCUUGUCUUAAAGCAAGGAAGUCACACCCAACAUGUGAAGCAUUACUGGUACACCUCAUGGCCCGAUCACAAGACUCCAGACAGUGCCCAGCCUCUUCUACAGCUCAUGCUGGAUGUAGAAGAAGACACACUUGCUUCUGAAGGCCGAGGGCCCGUGGUGGUCCACUGCAGUGCAGGGAUAGGUAGAACCGGGUGCUUUAUUGCUACAACCAUUGGCUGUCAACAGUUGAAAGAAGAAGGAGUUGUUGAUGCACUAAGCAUUGUCUGCCAGCUUCGUGUAGACAGAGGUGGAAUGGUUCAAACCAGUGAGCAGUAUGAAUUUGUGCAUCAUGCUCUGUGCCUAUACGAGAGCAGACUUUCAGCGGAAACCGUCCAGUGAUUCACACAGAAGACUUACCCGACCAUCAUUCUCUUGGGUGAUUAAUCAAAUUACCCACUUGAGGCUUGGAGAUGGAGCUUCCUACUGUGGGAGAAAAGAGAAGCUCUGAAGCCAACCUGUGGCAUGGAUUGUGGAAAACUCAGCGACGUUGUCAAGAUCGUCAGCCCCUUGUGUAAAUGAGUGCUAUGUAAGCAUCCCCCAAAUUAUUCUGAAGGUUCUAUGCUACUGGAGGUAUGAUGGAUUUCUCACUCAGCUUAUGGAGGAUAUUAUUUUGUCUGUAUUGACUAUCUGCCACACAGAAUGUAUGUAUGUAAAAUUCAGUGACAAAUGUCAUCGGGUGAUGACUACAAGAGCUGCUGAAGAAACUAUUAUUGUGUGUUUAGAUGCUUUAAUGUUUGCAAAACCUGUCUUGUGAAUGGACUGUCAGCUGUUAAAAUGUUCAUGUUUUAAGUGCUAUUACCUUUCUCAGUUACCAGACUCUUGCUGCUAAAUUUGCAAGUGAUUGAUAAUGGAUUUUUAACAAAUACAUCUUUGUUUUUGAAGAAAAAAAAAAUCAAAAACAGUAACUAUUUUAUAUGAGAAUGUGUCUUGAUGAUAUUAUCUAUUAAAUGUGUAUUUAUAGUACCUCCUAUAGAUCAAUUACAGAGCACAAUGAUUGUUUGUGGGUAUAAAUGUAUUUACUCUCUAUUCAUGGUAUAGAGACGAUUUCUGCUCCAGAAUUCUAGCCACUGUAUUUCUACAUUCUGAGUCAUUUUACUUUAAAAGAGAAGAACAAAUUUGUAGCAACUAUGAAGUAUCAAGGAUUUUAAAUACUUGUCUCUCUUUUACUAUGAAGGGAUUUUUGCAUAUGCUAUCUACCUGGAAUUUUCUCUCCCCCAAAAAGGCAGAUGCCUUUGGGAAUGAUGUAACCUAUCCCAUUUCCAGAGGUUUUUCAUAAGGAUGCUGCCAUGUAUGUCCUUAAAUUUCAGAAAGGUUUUAACCCUCAAGAGACAAAUAAAGCUAAAAUAACUACACUCAACCAACACUAGAUGUUCUGGUCAUAUAUGAAUUUUUAAGCAGCAAUGUUGACUUGGUUUCGUACUGCCAAUAAACUAC
Molecule: messenger RNA, 3009 nt
Organism: Tupaia belangeri chinensis (Chinese tree shrew)
Lineage: Eukaryota; Metazoa; Chordata; Mammalia; Scandentia; Tupaiidae
Gene: PTPRR
Product: protein tyrosine phosphatase receptor type R
Exons: 13
Coding region: 235-1914 (559 amino acids)
Biological process (GO): signal transduction; protein dephosphorylation
Cellular component (GO): plasma membrane; cell junction; cytosol
Molecular function (GO): protein kinase binding; protein tyrosine phosphatase activity
Source: RefSeq, a predicted model, not a curated record